Molecule: messenger RNA, 1626 nt
Organism: Macrosteles quadrilineatus (aster leafhopper)
Lineage: Eukaryota; Metazoa; Arthropoda; Insecta; Hemiptera; Cicadellidae
Product: nucleosomal histone kinase 1-like
Exons: 8
Coding region: 163-1461 (432 amino acids)
Biological process (GO): signal transduction; peptidyl-serine phosphorylation
Cellular component (GO): nucleus; cytoplasm
Molecular function (GO): protein serine/threonine kinase activity; ATP binding
Source: RefSeq, a predicted model, not a curated record
UUAGUGCUUUAUCUUUACAGAUUGUUAUUUGUGUUAAAAGAAAAUAUUAAUUUAUUUCAGGCAAUUGUAGGAAAAAGUGUUUGGUGGUACCAAAUCAUCUGAAAUUUUAUAUAGACCCAAGCAACUAGCCUAGUUUUAAACUAAUUAAAAAGGUCACAAAUAAUGGCCUCUAAAGCAAAGAAGCCCAGAAAGGCCAACGGCUACAAAAUGCCUCCUCCAAUACCUACAGGUUUCUCUGUUAAGAAUAGCAGGGAGAAAAACAAAUCCUGGAAACUGGGUACUUCAAUAGGAAAGGGCGGUUUUGGAGAAAUAUACUGUUGCUCUGCUGUGGAAGAAGGAUCAACCUCAAUAUCCAAAGUCAACCAAACAUACGUCAUGAAAAUAGAACCUCAAGAAAACGGACCUCUUUUUGUGGAAAUGCACUUCUACAUGAAAGCUGCCAAAAAAGAAGACAUCGAAGGCUGGAUGAAAUCCAAAGGUCUUAAGAGACUAGGCAUGCCGUGCUAUGUGGACUCUGGGACGUUUGAGUACAACAAGGAACGCUUCCGGUACAUCGUCAUGGACAGAUAUGGACAAGACUUAUGGUCUAUAUUCCUGGAAAACAAGAAGCUCUUCCCUUGCUCAACAGUUUUACAGAUAGGAUUACAAGUUAUAGACGUGUUGGAGUACAUGCAUGACAAGGGCUACGCCCACUGUGAUGUGAAGGGAGCCAACCUACUACUCGACACCCAGGACCAGGUGUAUCUGGUAGACUUUGGUCUGGCGUCUCGUCUCUCUACGGACUUCAAACCUGACCCCAAGCGAGCCCACGACGGCACCAUAGAGUACACUAGUAGAGAUGCUCACACUGGAGUGAGGACCCGCAGAGGAGACUUAGAGGUGCUUGGAUACAAUUUGCUUCACUGGACAACCUCCGCUUUACCUUGGGAAAACAUCACAGACCCUAAAGUUGUUGAAGAGAAAAAAAAGUCCAUAUUGAGUUCUGGAGCUUCGUCAGUGAAGAAAACUCUACCUUCGACACCUCUAGUCAUUGUCAACUUCUUGGACUACGUAAGCAAACUGAAGCCGGAACAGAUCCCUGAUUACAAUCACUGUCGAAAGCUGUUCAAAGACGAGUUGAAAAAACUGGGAGCUUCAGUCAGUGGCAAGUUUGUCUUCAGUACAGCGGAAAAGAAAACUCCAAAGAAAGCAGCGGCAAAGCCCACAAAAGUGACAAGGAGAGGACGGAAAGAGAAUGUAGAAGUCAACGGCAAUUCUGCAUCACAAGACGAGGAAGAAGACGAAGAAUUGGUGGAAGGUACGCCAGAAGAACCGAAGAAACGCUCGAGAGCAGUCAAGGCUAAAACCGCACCAAAGGCGAGUUGGAAGGAUUCUGCCACAGCCAAGGCUAGUAAUGUUGUUAAAGCAGGGGAGUAUGUCAGUAUUAAUCCCAAGCCUACGCGAAAGAGGAGGAAUGAAUAAAUUUCUACAUUGUAUCAAUGUGGAUUUUGUUUCCGGUAUGAACGCAUUUUAUGUAUCUUUCUUCUUUCUAUGUUCUCAGUUACUAUUUAUAAAUAAUAUAUUAAUAUUUUUUACCCUUUUAUUGAACUUGUAUGUUAAUAUGUUUGCCAAAUUGCGUAAAAAUUA